AGACUGGUUAGUGAGCAAUUGCCAAGAGAUUACCAUCGAUCUGUACCUACGCGAAAUUAUAAAUGGAAAGGUGCUCUUGACUUGAUUAAUCAGUUAAGUGUUGGAAGUUGUGGUGAAUGGACAGAGUUUUGUGCGUUUAGGCUUUUUUUUGCAAUCAAUGAAAGUCUUUGGAUAUUUCUUGGCCAGCCUGGCCAUUGCCCUCACUGUUGAAAGUCACGUAGUGGGAAACCAAAAAGAUGCUGGAAAGCCCCAUACCAGGCAUGAGCAUCCGAACUUAGAUUGGUGGGAGACAGCUGUACUCUACCAAAUCUACCCAAGAUCUUUUAUGGACAGCAAUGCAGAUGGGAUUGGUGACUUGAAAGGCAUUACAGAGAAACUACCCCAUCUCCAGGAUGCUGGAAUCCAUGCCACCUGGCUCAGUCCUAUCUUCAGUUCUCCCAUGAAGGACUUUGGCUACGACAUAUCGGAUUUCACAAAUAUCAAUUCCGACUACGGAAAUAUGGAAGAUUUCGAGCAACUUCUUCAUGAAGCUAGGCGUUUGAACAUCCGCCUGAUUCUGGACUUUGUUCCCAAUCAUUCAAGUGAUCAGCAUGAAUGGUUUAUAAAAUCCGAAUCCGGUGACCCAGAUUAUCUAGACUACUACGUCUGGAGGGAUGCUAAGAUGGUAGAUGGUGUGAUGCAUCCUCCAAAUAAUUGGCUCUCAGUCUUCCAUGGACCAGCCUGGACUUGGAGCGAAAAUCGCCAAAAGUACUACUUGCAUCAGUUUGCCAAGGAGCAACCAGAUCUGAAUUUCGAGAAUCCAAAAGUCGUGGAAGAAAUGACCAAUGUCCUGAAAUUCUGGCUGGAUAAAGGUGUAGAUGGAUUCCGAGUCGAUGCCAUCAAUCAUUUGUUCGAGGACCAAAGCUUUACUGAUAACCCACCCAAUCGCGAUGAAUACGACCCAAUGGACUAUAAUCAUUUUGACACAAUUUACAGCAAAGAUCUCCAAAAGUCGUAUCAGCAAGUGUACGACUGGCGAAAAUAUCUCGACAACUACGCUGAAGAGCAUGGUACUGAUACCAAAGUUCUUCUGACAGAGGCAUAUACAAAUAUCACAAAUACGAUGAAGUGGUAUGUAUCUGAAGAUGGAACUCAGAAGGGGGCUCACUUCUCCUUCAAUUUCCAACUCAUUAUGGGUCUCAAGACACUCCCCGAGCAACUCAAUGCUGCAGAUGUUAAAGCAACAAUUGAUGAAUGGCUCGAGAAUAUGCCAGAGGGAUUUACUGCUAAUUGGGUGCUUGGAAACCAUGACCGUCCACGAGUAGCCUCACGAUUCGGCCCAGAUUUGGUGGACAACAUGAACAUUCUGGUGCAGACUCUACCGGGAGUUGCUGUAACGUACUACGGUGAGGAAAUUGGUAUGGAGGACUACAGGGGCAUCUCCUGGGAAGAUACUCAAGAUCCUCAAGCUUGUGGUUCAAAUGAAUCAGUUUAUCAGGAAUAUACUAGGGAUCCUGUUCGAACUCCUAUGCAAUGGGAUAGUUCUCAGAAUGCUGGAUUCUCUCUAUCCCCCACUACUUGGCUCCCUGUCCAUCCCGACUAUCCACAAAAUAAUUUAGCACAACAGAAAGCAGCCGAAAGGAGUACAUACAAACUGUAUAAGGAACUGGUUAAUCUGAGAGUCGACCAUGCUCUCGAAUAUGGAGACUUCAGAUCCGUAGCCUUGGGCAGUGUUUUUGCCUACAGCAGAAAUGUUGAAGGUCAUGAAAGCCUAGUCGUAGUCCUGAAUCUGGGCAAUUCCGAGUCAACAGUUGACGUAUCACCAAUUCUCCUGGAAUCAUCCUAUUCCGAAGGAACAGUAGAGAUUUCCGUUACGAAAUCUAUUUACAAAAGAGAUGACGUUAUCAAUCUAUCCAGUGUUUCUCUACCUGGCUACGAUGGAGUCAUCCUGAGAGUUCCUUCAUCCGCUACUACACUAUUUGUCUCCGUAUUUUCUCUCCUACUAGUUGCUGUUAGAUUUUUGUUAAAUUAACAAUAAAGCGCGAAGAAAGAUGUUAUCAUAAGAAAUAAAAAAAUAAAUUAUCUAUUUUAUUUAAAA
Phlebotomus papatasi is the source of this 2077-nucleotide messenger RNA. Its product is annotated as maltase 2-like. The transcript is spliced from 4 exons. Gene Ontology annotation, biological process: carbohydrate metabolic process. Lineage: Eukaryota; Metazoa; Arthropoda; Insecta; Diptera; Psychodidae. Bases 158 to 2011 code for a protein of 617 amino acids. The record is from RefSeq and is a predicted model, not a curated record.